AGUGAGUCGCGACGCCCCCCAGAGUAGCAAGUGCUGCGUAUCAUGAGGAGCGUCCUGUGGGCAGGCCAAGGCUGGCGGACUCGGGUUGCCCUCUGGAACAGCGUCUUGCACAAUUCUGCCGGCUCCCGGGCGGGGGCGGGGCUUGCACGUUUUACUUCCGGAUCCCACAGCUACGACACCGGAAGCCGGAAGUGUGAGUUUCGGCAGCGCGAGAAGGGAAGGGUGACCGCAGAACCCGGACUUUCUCGGAGCGCCGGGGCCUGAAGAGUGCUCGGGGCUCACCGUUCCUGCCCUUCUCACGUCGGACCGACUCUGCUGACAGGCCCUGACUUGUUGGAUGAGCAGGCCCCCCUUGAAGAGUCUGCCGUGUGAGAUGGUGCAGCCCAGUGGCGGCCCGACAGGGGACCAGGACGUGCUGGGUGAAGAGUCUUCUCUGGGGAAGCCGGCCAUGCUCCACAUCGCUUCUGAGCAGGGCACUCCCGAGACCUUCCAGCGCUGCCUGGAGGAGAAUCAAGAGCUCCGAGACGCCAUCCGCCAGAGCAACCAGGUGCUGCGCGAGCGCUGUGAGGAGCUGCAGCGCUUCCAGGGCAGCCAGAGGAAGGAGAAGGAGUUCCUCGUGCAGAAGUUCCAGGAAGCCCGGAAGCUGGUGGAGAGACUGAGCCUGGAGAAGCGCGAGCUGCGGAGGCAGACGGAGCAGGCCCUGCAGGAGGUGGAGCACCUGAAGCGCUGCCAGCAGCAGAUGGCUGAGGACAAGGCUUCCGUGAAAGCCCAGGUUACAUCCUUGCUGGGGGAGCUCCAGGAGAGCCAGAGUCGUUUGGAGGCCGCCAACAAGGAGCGGCAGGCUUUGGAGGGCAGGGCUCGGGCGGCCAGCGAGCAGGCGCGGCAGCUGGAGAGCGAGCGGGCAGCGCUGCAGCAGCAGCACAGCGUGCAGGUGGACCAGCUGCGGAUGCAGAGCCAGAGUGUGGAGGCGGCCCUGCGCAUGGAGCGCCAGGCAGCCUCGGAGGACAAGCGGAAGCUGGCCCAGCUGCAGGUGGCCUAUCACCAGCUCUUCCAGGAGUACGACAGCCACGUCAAGAGCAGCACGGGAAUGCAGCUGGAGGACCUCAAGCAGCAGCUCCAGCAGGCAGAGGAGGCCCUGGCGGCCAAGCAGGAAGUGAUCGACAAGCUGAAGGAGGAGGCCGAGCAGCACAAGGCCGUGAUGGAGACUGUCCCGGUGCUAAAGGCUCAGGCGGACAUCUACAAGGCCGACUUCCAGGCUGAGAGGCAGGCGCGGGAGAAGCUGGCGGAGAGGAAGGAGCUCCUGCAGGAGCAGCUGGAGCAGCUGCAGAGGGAGUACAGCAGGCUGAAGGCCAGCUGCCAGGAGUCGGCCAGGAUUGAAGACCUGAGGAAGCGACACGUGGAGGUCUCCCAGGCCCCCUUGCCCCCCACCCCAGCUCACCCCUCCUUCCACCUGGCCUUGCCCAGCCAGAGGAGAAGCCCCCCCGAGGAGCCACCUGACUUCUGUUGCCCCAAGUGCCAGUACCGGGCUCCGGAUAUGGACACGCUGCAGAUCCAUGUCAUGGAGUGCAUCGAGUAGGGGCUGCCUGGGGGGCGGGCGGCCCGGAACAGCGCCCCAUGAGCUAGCUCUAGGACCUUCCGCUUCAACUGCCCCGGCUGCUGGCCCGCGUCUGCCCUGGCGCUUGGAACCCACCGGGCCCAGGGCUCUGCUCUUCUGGUUUGUUCUGUCUGCUUGGACCGCUUGUUUCUGGGGCUUCCUCUCCUUCCACGGCCAAGUCCAGAAUCACGGCCAGGGCUCUCCGGGAACUCCUCAAGCUGCCGCGGGCAGAAGGCUCUCCUCGCCCGUGAGCUCCCACAUGCCGUGGCAUCAGAGCACUCGUGGGUCGCGUGCUGUUCCGUGUGGGGACUGCCCUGCCAUUGGAUGGCAGACGUCCACUUGUGAGGCCCGUGUGGGUCCUUGCCACUCUUUCAGUGUUGCGAGCGAUGCUGAGACGAACAUCCUCGCGCUUCACUGACCUGUGUCUUUGGGUCAGAUUCUUCAAAGCCGCUCCGUGGAGCAGCUGCUGAUGGGUGCAUGGGGCCCGUAUGUCGCCCCUGCUUCCUCAGAGCCUUGCCCGUGGCUGGGGUGUCCAACCUGUGGGCUUUGGCCAUCUGUCCGGCACGUGGCACUCUGGUUACAGUGAGCCUGAGCAUCUCUUCAGAGCUUGAAGGAUCCUUUCCAAUUCUGCUGUUAAUGGCUUGUUUGUGUUUUGCCCAUUUUUCUGUUGAGCUGUUAGUCUUCUGCUCCUCGGUGUCUUUAAGCUCUUUGGUCAUUAGUGGGACCGGCUCUCACGUGUGAUAGAAACCGUGCAUAUCUCCGCUUGCUCUGCGUCAGUGCAGGUGGGUUUUGGACUUGAAGUUUGUCAUCUUAAUGUGGCCACGGUUCUCCACCUUUCCUUCACGGCCCGGGGUUUACUGUGGUUGUGACGCUUCCCACGUGCACGCUUUCCCUAACACCGCAGCAUGCUCUUGUCCUCCCUGAGUGUGUCACUGUCUGGCAUGAGCGAUAGUGGCUGUGUUUCGUCAUGCUGCAGAGGCUUGCGAUGCUGUUCCCUGCACCAGCCCCAAAUGCCCCAGCCUUGGGAAGGGAAGCCCCUGGUUGACCAUGGGCAGGUUACAAACACUAGAGGGCUCCUUAUUGUUGUUGUGCAAGAUUCCGGAUGUUUCCUCGAUGUCAAAGCCAAGGGCAUCAAGCCUGCCUUUGUCAGGCAAGAAUGAUAGAAGAAUGCCAUGGUCUCCCCAGGUUGGGAACGGGAUGUCCCUGAAGGCAACCCGGCCAGCAGCCGGUUCUGAAGACGAUCCUGGGCCGGGGGCUUGCCGGGUGUGUGCAGGCAACUGUCCCAUGGGAAGGUGCUCAAGGCUUCCGGGUGCUGUGUCCCAGUCCUGACCCUGUAGUUUUUCUGCAAGAGCACUUUUAGUUUUGGGGGGGGGGGAAUGUGUGCAUUUCCCGUGGCCGCUGUAGCAAAUGACCGACUUGGCUUAAAACAAGUCAUUCUUUCAUGGUUCUGUAGUCAGGGUGGCUCGGAGGGCAGAUCAGUUCCAGGCCUCUCUCCCGGCCUCUUGGGGUGGCCCCUGCUGUUCUUGGCUGGUGGAUGUGUUGCCCGAAUCUCUGCCUCUGUGGUGACACGGCCUCUUCCUCUUCCCAUGUCAUCUCUCCUCGUCUCUUAGAAGCACACCAGUCGCUGGCUUGGGGCCCGCCCGCGUCAUCCAGGAUGAGCUCAUUUGGAAAUCCUUUAAUCUAUCUUCAUUAGAUCCACAAGGACUCUUUCCAGCUCCGGUCAUAAUCCCAAGUUCUGGCAUUAGCUCAUACCUGUAUCUUUUGGGCCACUGUUCAGCCUAGCGCAGGGCCAUCUUCUGGAGCACACAGUCUAGGACACAGGUGGGGGAAGACCGGGGUCUCCAGGGCCGGCCGCUCCGUCGAGGGGCUCAUUCCCUGGGGUUGUGGUGGCUGCUUGGUGCUCCAUGGUCAGGAGAGCUGGGUGGAUGGGGACAGGCCCUUGCAGGCGUGGAGACUGCUGCUCCUUAGGACACCUUGGCUCCAGCUGACCAUGGGCAGGAGAAGGAAGGCUGCGGGCCAUGGUGGGACUGGGACGCGGACCCAUUGGGCGCUCCGGGUAACAGCCGCCAGCUGUGGAGGGAGGGGCUUUGUGCUUUCUUAGGGGCACGGACGAAGGCCUGGGGGAGUCCUCUGCUGACUGGCUUCCUCUUCUGAGAGGGAGUUGAAAGGAAGAGGAUGGGACCCAGGAGUAGCGAGAGAGGCCGACGUUCUCUUCCUGGGGCACUUUCCUCAGGUCCUGGCGGUGGCGCCCCGCCACGGUGGCCAGGAACUCAGACAGGUGUCAGUGCCUGGACCCCAGGCUGAAUCAGGGUCUGCUCUUCUGAAGCGUCCCCUUCUGGGCUGCCCAUGCCCCCUGCCUCCUUGUGGCCCAUAUGGGAGCAGCUGUACAUGGGACGGCUGUGACUUUCCAGCGGGCCACUCACCUAGAAGCCCGGGAUUCUGCUUUCUCCCCUGCUCGCUUUCCUUUGGGCUUCCAGAAGAAGUGAUUGGAUCCUUUCUGUGAGGGGAAGCAACCUGCCUACCUAAUGAUCUAUGGCCCCUUGACCUUCAGCACCCUGGCUUUGGGAGGCAGAGACAGAGAGCUCGAGGCAUAGCCCACCAAAGCCCAAGUCAUUCUUGCUGCUGGGACGACAGCAUGCGCUGUUACCCGCUGGCCCGCAUGGGCCAGAAAUCCGGGUGAUCCCAAACGGCACUGUAAGAAAGCUUUCUCCGUCGCUGGUAACUAAAACACAGACUCCAGCUGCACGAAAAGUGAUGGGGGGCAAGGAACAGAUGAAGCCUGGAGGCUGGGUGCGGGGGACUGGGGGCCGCUGCGGCCGGGAGAGGCAGCCUUGCACCAUUUGGGUGGAUGUGGCUGGUGGGGUUGCCUGUAAUUCCGGUUUCCUUUUGUAUUUGCGUAGUUGCUAAGUGGCUCUAAUUUGCAUGUAUUACUCUGAUAGGUAGAACAACCUGUUUGUUCAGAGUCCGCCUGGCUGGCUAGCACAGCCCGGAGGUGGUGUCUGCUGGGGCCGAGAGGACGCCUCAGGUGCUUGGUGAUCACUGACGUGCUAGGAACGGGACAGGGCUGAGCCGGAGCUGCCGGAGUCCCGCACGCCCAGGCGGGGUGAGCAGCAGGCCGGGCUGUGGGGCAGCGGAGGGUGUGCAGCGUCCUGGGCCUCCCGAGGCCUCGGUCUCCAUGUGCGGGAGGUGACAGCAGAGCUGCGGCUGAGUUCCCAUCCAGUCCCCCAGGCGCUGGCGGGGACAGGAACUCGGGCAGGUGUCAGUAGUAGUGCUCUUCAGGAGGGGACCCGUGUGUGUGUGUGUGCCCGCACGUGUGUGCAUGUGGGUCCUCGAGAUUGUUUCCGUACCUCCUCCUCUGAAGCCGCUGUUAGUCUAUUCCAGAAACUAGAUCACAUGAGUGUGUAUUUUUAUGUAGUGGCUUAAUUAUUCUUUCGUGUAACAGUUGAGUAGUGAGCAGCUGAACAUCAGGUUUCUUUCUUUUUUUGAGUAUUUUUUUUAAGUUAUUCUGCAUUUCAGCCACUCUGGAAAAUGGUAUGGAGGUUCCUCAAAAAGUUGAAAAUUGAGCUACCCUACCACCCAGCAAU
Lutra lutra (Eurasian river otter) is the source of this 5178-nucleotide messenger RNA. It is a transcript of the gene IKBKG, whose product is annotated as inhibitor of nuclear factor kappa B kinase regulatory subunit gamma. Lineage: Eukaryota; Metazoa; Chordata; Mammalia; Carnivora; Mustelidae. Bases 338 to 1576 code for a protein of 412 amino acids. Gene Ontology annotation, molecular function: K63-linked polyubiquitin modification-dependent protein binding. Gene Ontology annotation, cellular component: cytoplasm; nucleus; IkappaB kinase complex. The record is from RefSeq and is a predicted model, not a curated record. Gene Ontology annotation, biological process: positive regulation of canonical NF-kappaB signal transduction. The transcript is spliced from 10 exons.